GCUAUUGUUUUAAAUAAUUUAAUAUUUAAGAGAUGUAAUUGUUAAAGUGCUCAAUUCAGUGAGUACCUUAGAGGGAUAUUAAAAUAAGUGCGAACCGUGGAAGAAGAAGUCAUCACCAUGAAAUCCGAAAGUAAACAGGGUUAUUCUGUGUCUAUUAAUGAUGAUAAAGCAGAUGAAAAACUAGCAGAAAUUAUGGCCAGUAAAAUGACUUUAGCUGACUAUGAAAAUAAGUCAUUUAAAAGUGUUCUACCUCAGUGUAUUGGAACGUUUGUAGCGUCAGGAUUCAAUUUAAUUGUAGGACUAGGUUUAGCGUACACCGGCAUCCUUAUUCCUGCUAUUGAAAGUCCUAAUUCCGAUAUAAAAGUAACGACGACAGAAAGUUCCUUAAUCGCAAGUAUAACCACCCUAGUAAUAGCACUGACAAGUCUGACAUGUGGACCCGUAAUGGAUAGAAUUGGCCGAUUAAACUGCAUAAAAAUAUCCAUCAUACCCAUUACGGUGGGUUGGGUUUUAAUUGCCCUUGCUAAAAGCACCACCAUGCUAUUGAUAGGUCGAGUUUUUGUAGGAAUAAGUGGAGCUUUAGGAGUUAACUCCGUCCCUGUUUAUAUCUCAGAAAUUUCAAGGCCGGAUUUGAGAGGUUCCCUAACAUCAGUUUUAACCCUAUUGUCUACCAUUGGUAUGGAAUUGGUUUAUUUAUUAAAUACUUUAAUGGGCUGGAGGACGAUAGCUUGGACUGCCAUGGUUCUCAGUUUCAUUCCCAUAUUGUUACUCUUUACAAUCCACGAAAGCCCCGUCUGGCUAAUGAGCAAGGGUAAAGAGAAGGAGGCAAAAAAAUGUUUGCAAUGGCUUCAUAAAUAUCACAAGCAACACCCUGAAGAACAGGACAUUGUGGAAGUACAUUUUUCAAUUUUAAAAAAAGAGCAGACAGUCAUGAAAGAGUUGGAGCAAGAAAAAGAGAAGAGCAAUAUACUUUCAGACUUCUUAAAGCCAACGGGCUAUAAACCUACAAUAAUUCUAAUCGGUUUGUUCAUAAUUCAACAAUUCUCUGGAGCCUAUGUCAUCAUUUUCAAUGCAGUCAUAUUUUUCGAGGGUGUAGGUUCAAGCGUUGACCCCAUUUUAGCAUCAAACCUUAUUACUGGAUCUACAGUAGUCAUGUCAAUAUUAAACGUGUUUUCUCUAAAGAUUUUUAACAAAAAGCCCCUCAUGCUAUUCAGCUGUGCUGGCAUGGGAGCAUGUCUAUAUAUUUCAGGACUAUUCACCAAAUGGAUACACGAAGGUAAAGAUCAAAAUGUUUUCGCGGGGAUAACGGUCUGCCUAUUCAACAUGAUAACAGGGAUGGCUCUGUCAUUUUCUGGUGUACUAAUUCCUGCCUUGGAAUCACCCCACAGCGAGAUAAACGUAACUGAUAACGAAAUCUCUUGGAUGGCUAGUGUAAAUUCCUUCACGAUGAUGACCGGGUCUCUUUUUAUCGGCAUUCUCGAAGAAAAUUUUGGCCGUUUAACCACCAUAAAAAUAUCGGCUAUUCCCACGAUAAUAGGCUGGAUUUUAAUUACAAAAGCAUCCACAAUUCAAAUCCUACUUUGUGGAAGGGCACUGACAGGGUUAGGAUCAGCUUUUAGUCUCGUUACGGCUGGCGUAUACCUGGGGGAAACAAGUUGGCCGAAUGUAAGAAGCGUUCUCAUGGUAGUCCCAUGUCUCACUUCUUCUAUUGGGGUCGCAAUAGUAUAUUUACUGGGUUUCGUAAUGCAUUGGAGAACUGUCGCAUGGUCGUGUACGUUUAGUACCAUUGCGGCUGUCUCUCUUUGUUUUCUUAUCCCAGAAACUCCAGUCUGGUUAAUUGGCAAAAAUAAAAUCAACAAAUGUAGAGAAUCUCUGCUAUGGUUUAAUAAAUACCAUCCUGAAUGUCCAACUCUUACAGAAUCUCAUUUGAACGUGUUGAAACACGAGUGCGACAGCAAGUGGGAGAAGAAGUCACAAAUGAAAAGAAAAACCAAUUAUUUUGAUAUCUUUCCCAAACCUGCCACCAUCAAGGCAAUGCUUUUGGGCUUAGGUCUCAUUUUUAUUCAACAAUUUUCCGGGAUAUACGUCUUCACGGCUUUUGCAAUUAAUUUUUUUCAGAGUACGGGUAGCGACAUUGAUCCUUUAAUAGCAACGAACCUUGUUACGGGAAUCCCCGUUUUUGUGGCCAUGAUAAACGUAAUAACAUUGAAAUAUUUCGACAAGAGGUCACUUUUAAUUGCAAGCUGCUUUGGAAUCGCCAUAUGUUUAUAUACGUCAGCUCUCUUUACGAAAUGGAUUCACGAAGGUACUACCGACCACAAAUGGGUACCAGUAGCCUGUCUUUUCAUCUACAUGAUCAUGGCUAUUUUAGGAUUAGAACCUUUACCAUGGGUGGUCGCAACAGAAAUGUUCCCGCUGGGAAAUCGCGGAAUUAUUUCGGGAAUAUUUAUGAGUGCCGCGUGCUGUAUAAUGUUCAUAGCUAUUCAGAGCUAUACGUCACUCUAUCGGUUGUUUGGAGGUGCUUCAAUGCUGCAACUGUUUUUUGGUACCGUGUCUCUUUUAGGGGUGCCGUAUGUGUAUUUGUUACUACCCGUUACGAAAGGGAAAACACUAUCAGAAAUCGAAGCGCACUUCAAAUGACAAAUGGUGCUAUUAAUUUAUUAUAAGAUGAUGUACUGU
Messenger RNA from Agrilus planipennis (emerald ash borer), 2679 nucleotides. Its product is annotated as facilitated trehalose transporter Tret1. The record is from RefSeq and is a predicted model, not a curated record. The transcript has 15 exons. The coding region runs from base 118 to 2640 and encodes 840 amino acids. NCBI's taxonomy places the organism in Eukaryota, Metazoa, Arthropoda, Insecta, Coleoptera, Buprestidae. Gene Ontology annotation, molecular function: transmembrane transporter activity. Gene Ontology annotation, biological process: transmembrane transport. Gene Ontology annotation, cellular component: membrane.